CUUUAAGAGAAAGACAGGAACGAGAACUUCGACGUUGGCAAACAAGGAUGUUACAAGAUAAACGUUAGGGGCAGUCAUUCAAAACGUUCUCACCGAAACACGAACGAUAAUACGAAUUAAAUAGUGGAUUCAUAAAGUCGGACCAUGUCCACGCCGGCUAGAAGGAGACUUAUGAGAGAUUUUAAACGUCUACAAGAGGACCCCCCAGCUGGUGUUAGUGGAGCCCCAUCAGAAAACAACAUCAUGGUGUGGAAUGCAGUCAUUUUUGGCCCCGAAGGAACUCCAUUUGAAGAUGGUACAUUUAAACUCAUUGUCGAGUUCACGGAAGAAUACCCCAACAAACCUCCCACAGUGCGAUUUGUGUCAAAAAUGUUUCAUCCUAAUGUCUAUGCAGAUGGUAGUAUUUGUUUGGACAUCCUCCAAAAUCGGUGGAGCCCCACUUACGAUGUGUCUUCUAUUCUGACGUCCAUCCAGUCUUUGCUGGAUGAGCCCAACCCCAACAGUCCAGCCAACAGCCAAGCGGCUCAGCUGUACCAGGAGAACAAGCGCGAGUACGAGAAGAGAGUUUCAGCAAUCGUAGAACGAAGCUGGCGAGACAGUUGACCUGGUUGACGAUAUGGGUCGAAUACUAGAAGACCCCUCUCACCUUAUUUUUUUUUUAGUUACCAUUUUAUGCACUUUUCCUUCAAUGUCCCUUCAUAGGAUUUUAUCUUUUCUUGUCUGCCAAGAUAACUCUUUUUUCUAUAUCUACAAUUUUCGCACAUAUUCCCAGGAUUUGUGCCGAAUUAUGCCUUGUUUGUGGGCCACCAUUUUACUAUGAUCACGUUUAACAUCCCCGGUGCUUUGCCGAUCACGUCAUUUUUCACUGAGAAUUUUGCCCCUGUGGGCACCCAACAUUGUUACGCUAUCUCUUCA
Molecule: messenger RNA, 915 nt
Organism: Syngnathus typhle (broad-nosed pipefish)
Lineage: Eukaryota; Metazoa; Chordata; Actinopteri; Syngnathiformes; Syngnathidae
Gene: ube2al
Product: ubiquitin conjugating enzyme E2 A, like
Exons: 6
Coding region: 145-603 (152 amino acids)
Biological process (GO): DNA repair; proteasome-mediated ubiquitin-dependent protein catabolic process; protein polyubiquitination
Cellular component (GO): HULC complex
Molecular function (GO): ubiquitin conjugating enzyme activity
Source: RefSeq, a predicted model, not a curated record